AUGUGGUCUACUAGCUAUCUUGAACUCCUCGGUAUUGUCGCUAUGUCCGUGAUCGAUCGCCUGUUUGGAUCAAACAUUGAUGAGCAUCCGCUAGUUCUGGGUCUCAUAAGUCUCAAAACUCGAAGUAACGUCGAUACAAUAAUAUGCCGGAAGGUGGAUCUCUUGGAUCGUACGACUAGCCGGCAGGGCGGCUACAUGAUGUUUGACGUGUCCAAGAGGAAGAGAAAUAAUGAGAAUUCAUUCCGUGGUCCUAGUAGACCUCAUCCAAUAACCUUCACAGCGUACCGAGACAAAGUCUCUGGAAUAUGGGAUCUAGUGUCCAAUAUGUUGAUUCCUCUCCUUUCUUUAUUAGUAACAACGGCGGCGUGCCCUUUAGAUGGAGGAGGAUUCUAUCUUGGACCGAAGCAUAGAUCGAACCCCUAUGAUCGAUCAUCUAUAGCCUCCCACUGA
Paraphaeosphaeria sporulosa is the source of this 450-nucleotide messenger RNA. RefSeq lists its product as uncharacterized. The record is from RefSeq and is a predicted model, not a curated record. The coding region runs from base 1 to 450 and encodes 149 amino acids. The transcript is spliced from 4 exons. NCBI's taxonomy places the organism in Eukaryota, Fungi, Ascomycota, Dothideomycetes, Pleosporales, Didymosphaeriaceae.